UUUACGUGCCCGCACGGUGCGCCGACUCUACCCUUCGACAACCCUGCGACGGUCAUCAUUUUGCUAUCAUCUCCUGUUCCGUCCGGUCGUGUUCAUCGCCUGUUCGUCAGUGUUUCAGCGAUCCGCGUCCGAUUCACAUCCAUUCCGUGACCGUUGCCGGUGCGACAACACUACCGUUUACGUUCGACGCGUUACCCGUUCGCGGUAGAAUUGUUUUUCGGAUCGUCAUUCGAAUUGUUUUGAUUACUCACGAGUGCUCACGAGUUCAACUGUGUGUCGUAGCUGUGCGACCUUUUUUUUUUUUUUACACAUACGCCGACCGUGUACACACACCCCCGCGGCGGAAUACGAGAACCGUCGACCGUCACCAGUGCUCACCAUUGCCGUUCUACAUGGUUUAUGCCUCUGAAACCGCAUCGCGGCAACGUUGUGACACGCGAUGACGUCGGGUAUGAUGAUUAUCUUAUUGUUGUUAAUGACCAUGUUCCUACGGACCGGGUUGACGGCUAUCGUCGGUUUUGAAGCAGUGGAAAACCAUUUACUUAUGAAAUUAGGUAUGAACCGAAGACCCGUGGCAGACAAGAACGUUAGGAUACCGUCUGCGACGAUGAAACUUUACAGAGCGAUGCUGGAAGAAAACACGAUGACAACUCAUUUUCCUCUUCCCGGUUUGCACACGUCGUCGGCCAACACUGUUAGGACUUAUCCCGACCAAGGUUCGGUUCCGAGCAAUCCAAAGUCUCAGAGGUACCGACUGCAGUUCGACAUAAGCGCUCUGCCGGAACGGGAGCGAGUCAAAGCGGCCGAAGUCCGUAUUACGAUGUCGUUCGAUUCGGAACGUCGACGCGACGACGAAUUCGUCCACAUACUAGUGCACGAUAUUGUGAAACCAGGCGCGAGAGGCCUGUCGAAACCUACGCUCAGACUUAUGGAUUCGAAAUCGUUACGUUUAUCGUCUUCGACGUCAGAAUCGCAGGAAAUCAGUUUUGACGUGACGCCCGCCAUGGAAAGGCUGUCCGAGACGAACUUCGACGAGAAUCACGGCGUGCUCAUUGAAUGCGUUACGGUGUCCGGUAGUCGGACGCGGUUAAUCGACGUGUUCGAUUUCCGUUCAUCUGCAAAACCGUUAUUAAUGGUCUACACCGAUGACGGAACAAGCCAGAGGAAUGCUUUAGCGGACGUGACGCGACGCACCAAGAGGUCGGCGGACGAGCCGAAGAAGAAACCGAAGAAGAAGAAAAUCUGUCAGAGGCUGCCACUGUACGUGGACUUCAGAGACGUGGGGUUCAGCGAUUGGAUCCACGCGCCGCAGGGCUACGACGCGUAUUACUGCCACGGCGAGUGCACGUUCCCGCUGGCCAACCACAUGAACGCGUCCAACCACGCGGUCAUGCAGACACUGAUGAACUCCAUCAACCCGUUGGCGGUGCCCAAGGCGUGCUGCAUACCCACCAAAUUGAGGCCGGAGACGUUGCUGUACGUGGACGACGACCAGAAACUGGUGAUGAAGACCUAUCCGGACAUGGUGGUCGACGAGUGCGGGUGCAGAUAAGACCGGCCGCCGGUGCGUACCAGUGGAACGCGAUCGGGCACCGCGGCGGUUUGCGAGACACGACCGCUACGGUCGACCUGCGCGUGUGUUUGUUACGGUUUGAAAUCGAAGUUUUCCAAAAAAUUGUCAAAACCCUAUUUCUCGGGACAAUGCGGUGUUAUUGAUUACCGCCGCGGUUAACCGGACCGAGUGACGUCGGUGACGGACUCUAGGUGACCACGUCUGAAUUAUAGUGAUAUGCGUGUGUGCGAACUGUACUGCCAACGGUAACACGUUGUGCAAAUAUUAGCCCUGCGUGCCAGUGUUCAUGAAAUGUAAAUAAUAAAAAAAAAAAAAACAUAACGUGUCAACGCUUAUAAUGUUAUCAUCAAAAAUAUAACGUAAAUAUAAAUAUUACAUAUCUAGUCUAAACAAACACAAUAGGUAUGUUCCGACGCUGAUUAUUGUAAUGCGAUCUUCCGCGAGGAUAUUGCUUUAUAAAAUCAUGAUAACGAAAACCCAAUUUUGUACUUGUUACUAUUCCUACUGUUUAAAUUAUUUAUUUAUAUUUUGUUUUCGUUGUUGUUUUAUUA
Sipha flava (yellow sugarcane aphid) is the source of this 2124-nucleotide messenger RNA. Its product is annotated as protein decapentaplegic-like. Gene Ontology annotation, biological process: SMAD protein signal transduction; BMP signaling pathway. Gene Ontology annotation, molecular function: cytokine activity; growth factor activity. The record is from RefSeq and is a predicted model, not a curated record. The transcript is spliced from 6 exons. Gene Ontology annotation, cellular component: extracellular region. Bases 440 to 1552 code for a protein of 370 amino acids. NCBI's taxonomy places the organism in Eukaryota, Metazoa, Arthropoda, Insecta, Hemiptera, Aphididae.